AUGAAAUCGUCCUUUCGGUUCGCGAACCUGUGCGGAACCGUGUACCAGCAAGGCAACGUGGCAUUUGACAAAGAUGACUCGCUAUACUCACCGGUAGGCAACCGGCUUUCCGUGUUCCAUCUCGUGCGCAAUAGCUCGUCGACGCUGCCGUUUGAGACACGGAAACCAAUAGCACGGAUCGCCAUUUCCCCUGCGAAUCCCAGUCUGGUACUUGUAGCGGACGAGGAUGGGCAUGCAUUACUAGUGAAUACGAACCGCCGUGCACUGCUUGCACAUAUGAACUUCAAACUGCCCGUGCGCGACGUACAGUUCUCUCCCGACGGCCGCUUUCUUGCCGUGACGCACGGAACGCAUGUGCAAGUAUGGCGAACGCCGAGCGUAUUGGUGCGCGAGUUUGCGCCUUUUGUACUACACAGGACAUAUACCGGUCACUCUGACGAUGUGCUGAGCAUUUCCUGGUCGAGGAGCGGCUGCUUUUUCCUGACAACGUCCAAGGAUAUGACCGCGCGCCUCUUUUCGCUCGAUCCCGUCCCUGGAUUCAGGCCCAAGACAUUUACAGGGCACCGCGAUGCGGUUUUACGCGCCUUUUUUUCGCUGGACGAACGGACAGUGUAUACAGUGUCGCGCGACGGCGCAUGCCUUACGUGGGGCGCAAAAGAAGAGGAUAUGGAGCUCGAUGUGCCUCAAGACACGGAGGGCACAGAAGAGCAUGCCGUUGGGUUCAUACGCUGGGGCGUGCUUGCACGGCACUAUUUUCAUCAAGCGAAUACCCAAGUCGCGUGCACAGACUUUCACGCGCCGACUUCGCGCUUGGUCGUGGGCUUUAGCAAUGGCCUCUUUUCCUUGCGCGAUAUGCCCGACUUUCACGAAGUGCACGCACUGAGCAUCAGCCAGGAAAAAAUUGACAGCGUUGCUUUUAACCGCUCCGGCGAAUGGCUCGCGUUUGGCGCACAGCGGCUCGGGCAGUUGCUUGUGUGGGAAUGGGCGAGCGAGUCCUACAUCUUAAAACAGCAGGGCCACUUCUAUGACAUGAACGCCGUCGCUUUUGCACAGGACGGCCAAAUUGCUGUCACGGGUGGCGACGAUGGCAAAGUCAAGCUGUGGAAUACCGCUUCUGGAUUUAGCACCGUCACGUUUGCAGACCACACCGCGCCUGUGACAUGUGUUGAAUUCGCAAAGCAGGGUCAAGUCCUGUUCACUGCGAGCUUGGAUGGCACAGUACGUGCCUACGAUCUGGUCCGCUACCGCAACUUUCGUACCUUUACGAGCCCCGCACCUGUACAGUUUGUCAGUUUGGCCGUAGAGCCUUCUGGGGAAGUGGUGUGUGCAGGAAGCCAAGAUGUGUUUGACGUGUACAUGUGGAGCGUCCAGACGGGCAAGCUCCUCGAUGUUUUGGCGGGCCAUACCGCGCCCAUCUCAGGCCUUGCAUUCGACCCUACAGGCAGUGGUAUGCUGGCCAGCACAAGCUGGGAUCGGACGGUGCGAUUCUGGGAAGUGUUUCGUCGCAGUGCACACACUGAGUCGAUGCAAUUGAAUGCAGAGGGCCUUGCCAUCUCUUUUCGACCGGACGGCAAGGAAGUAUGCGCCUCGUCACUCGAUGGCGUGCUUACUUUCUACAAUACACAAGAUGCGGCGUGCAACGGUGUGCUCGAUUGCCGGCGCGAUAUCGCUGGUGGGCGGAGCAUCAACGACCGCAUCUCGGUACGGAACAAUGCAGCCGGCGCUGCGUUUACCAGUCUGUGCUACGCUGCAGAUGGCACGUGUAUCCUCGCGGGAGGGAAUGCCAACUAUGUGUGUUUGUACGACGUGCGCGAGCAAGUAUUGCUAAAGCGCUGGACGCUCAGUCUGAACCUGGCGCUGGAUGGGACACAGGAUAAGCUCAAUUCGCGCGACGUUACCGAUGCGGGCAACGUUGCACUAAUCAAUGACGUCGACGAAAAUGAACUUUCUUUGCAUGAGCGCAUGGAUCGCAGCUUGCCGGGUGCACAGCGCGGAGACCUGAGCAAGCGAUCCACACGGGCACAAGCACGGUCCAAGUGCGUUCGAUUCUCGCCCACCGGACAAACGUGGGCCGCGGCAUCUACCAGUGGCUUGUUGCUGUACUCUUUGGACGACCAAACUACGUUCGAUCCUACCGACCUGGAUAUGGAGCUUACACCACAGGCGGUGCGUGCAGCUUCGCAUCAAGGCGAUACGCUGCCCGCCUUGCUGGGUGCAUUGCGCCUGAAUGAUCCUGCACUGAUGGCCGAAGUGUAUGAACACGUAAAGAUGAAGGAGGUGCCUUUGAUUGCAUCGCAGCUUCCCACCGUAUAUCUUGCACAGGUGCUGGGUCUUGUUGCGUCGCGGUUGGAUCCGGCGAAUGAGAGUCCGCACGUAGAAUUCCAUCUUUCCUGGCUCGCUUCCCUUUUCCAGGCCCAUGGUGCGAUCAUUCGUGCACAGAGCAGCACGACGUAUGCGCCUGUAUUGCGUGCCGUGCAAAUGGCGCUCAACGAGCUGCGGGCAAAUGUAAAGACAACUGGCGAUCGCAAUGCGGCAAGCAUCCUGUAUAUUUGGAACGCAUUCUCGACGCGCCCGCUGCAGCGUGUUGAAAAUGAGGUGUAG
Molecule: messenger RNA, 2601 nt
Organism: Malassezia vespertilionis
Lineage: Eukaryota; Fungi; Basidiomycota; Malasseziomycetes; Malasseziales; Malasseziaceae
Gene: PWP2
Product: U3 snoRNP protein
Exons: 1
Coding region: 1-2601 (866 amino acids)
Biological process (GO): ribosomal small subunit assembly; maturation of SSU-rRNA from tricistronic rRNA transcript (SSU-rRNA, 5.8S rRNA, LSU-rRNA)
Cellular component (GO): small-subunit processome; Pwp2p-containing subcomplex of 90S preribosome
Molecular function (GO): protein binding
Source: RefSeq, a predicted model, not a curated record